Messenger RNA from Aureobasidium subglaciale EXF-2481, 153 nucleotides. RefSeq lists its product as uncharacterized. NCBI's taxonomy places the organism in Eukaryota, Fungi, Ascomycota, Dothideomycetes, Dothideales, Saccotheciaceae. Bases 1 to 153 code for a protein of 50 amino acids. The transcript has 2 exons. The record is from RefSeq and is a predicted model, not a curated record.
AUGCCAGAAGUCCUCAAGUGCCCCAAAUGCGACGCCAACGCCGAUGUCACAAAGGAUGGAAAAUGGGCGCAUUGUGCUUCUUGCAACAAUAUUUUCCAACCUAGCGAAAGUCCGGAUAUGCAAGGAGAGGGCAAGAAGGAAGAGGAAAAGUAA